Messenger RNA from Dermacentor albipictus, 1248 nucleotides. Lineage: Eukaryota; Metazoa; Arthropoda; Arachnida; Ixodida; Ixodidae. The record is from RefSeq and is a predicted model, not a curated record.
UAGCUCGUCGUUCGUCCCGGUCGGAUCCUCGGACAGUUACAACUUUGGACGCCCUGGACUCUGCAGACGACGACCCCGGUAAAGGUCAGCCGUCGUCGUCGGCUUCGCUUCGGCAGACGACCAACCGCACGCGCCUGCGAAGCAUUGAGCGCCUCCUGUCGCGGCAGAAGGAGCAGAAGCGGCGACGGCGGUGCCUGCUGUGGCCUCCGAUCCCGGCGUGGGGGGUGCGUCGUCGAGCAGCGAGGUCCACCACAGUUACCAGCUGCGAUCGCGCAUUCCGCGGCCUCCAAACGCCUCGAUGCUGUUCGCGCGUGAAAAGAAGCGAUCGGUGGCCGCUGAGAACGAAAACAACCAGCGCGUGAGCAGCCGCCUGGGCAAGCUGUGGUGUUCUCUCAGCGUCGCCGACAAGGAGCCUCGCCAGCGCAAGGCCGCCAACAAAAAGAAGUAUCCGGGAUACGUGUACAGUCCCCGUGUGGCCAAGCGGUACAAGAGGCAGGCGCGCAGGACCAAGGUGAUUGCCAGAAAGCUCGUGAAUGGUACUUCCGCGGACGAGCAGCAGCAGCCGAUCAUUUCCGUGGCCGUGGCCCAGGGUCGAGGCUCACCGGAGUUCCAGCGCCAACAACAUCCGCCGCCGCCGCUGUCGCCGCAAAGGAAAGAACAACGGGCAACCAGCGCUGCCCGUGGCAGCAAUUCGGGCGCUGCUCAGGGAAUGCCGCUCCCUAGGCCGUCGGCCACUGUCCCGGCCACUGCGUCGGCUCGCUCGGCUGCGUGGCCCUACAACGUCCAUCGGUUUCCCGGUCCUCUGCCACCGUCAGUGCGAGGGGCCAACAGAGAAAACGCCGUGCCCACCGAUCAGUUAACGGCAGCUCGCGCAUUCAAAGAGCCUGAAACGCCGAAUGCCCUAACAACGCUUGAUAAUCAGCUAUACCCUACGGUCCUAGACGACGAAGGCGACUCGGCCGCGGGCACGUCGCCGUUCGACCAGGGCGCAAUCCGGGAGACCCAGGGCUCUGCAGACGGCGUCCCAGGCCAAGGUCAGCCAUCGUCGUCGGCUGCUGGCUGCACAGCUGCUUAGCACCGCAAGCACGCGCCUGCCAGGCGGUUGGCGUCAGCUGCCAAGGACCGGGUAUCAGCUGCAGAAGAUUGUGCCGUCCUCAUCCGCAUUGUCGCGAUUAGUGCGAGGAUGCAGGAUUGCGCCAAAAGUUCAUAAGUACUUUUUUAUUAAAUAAAAGAAAAAAUGUGAUGCAA